Tauraco erythrolophus (red-crested turaco) is the source of this 659-nucleotide messenger RNA. The record is from RefSeq and is a predicted model, not a curated record. Lineage: Eukaryota; Metazoa; Chordata; Aves; Musophagiformes; Musophagidae.
GAAGUUAUCCAAAACUAGUGUUUCACUUUGAACUUAAGAGAAACAUCCUGUAUUUCAUACUAGAGACAUAUGUACCAUCAAUUCUACUCGUUGUGCUCUCCUGGGUAUCAUUUUGGAUAAGCCAGUCAUCGGUUCCAGCCAGGAUCUGCAUAGGUGUUACCACAGUACUUACUAUGACAACACUGAUGAUGGGAGCCAGGACUUCACUCCCAAAUGCUAAUUGCUUUAUUAAGGCAAUUGAUGUGUACCUCGGUAUCUGCUUCAGUUUCAUCUUUGGAGCACUGUUGGAGUAUGCUGUGGCUCAUUUCUGCACUCUGCAUCAACUCAGUUCAAAGGAACUUCCAAAGGAUGGGGCUGAAGAUACUGAAGAAGAGAGGAAUGGAGUCCUGUCAGCAGUCACUAACAGUUGCAGUGCCCCUGAGAAUACGAAAGAGAUCGACUCCAAUAAGAGCAGCAAAACCAGCAUUGAUGCAAAAAGGGAGAGAAGUAAACACAGAGGGUGUAGUUCACCAAUGUCAGUAAUGAAAAGACUUUUCUGUAUCUUUGAUUGCUUCCAUGUUAAAAAUCCUUACCACAUAGACAACUAUGCCAGAUUUUCUUUCCCGUUAUCAUUCAUCAUAAUUAAUGUAUUUUAUUGGGUUUAUUAUUUGUAUUUCUAG